AUGACCAGCGCUUUUCAAUUCCGUUUACUUAUGCUGGCCUCUUUUUGCUGGCUUGGAAUUCAAGCUGGCGUCAUAACAGUCAACUCAGACAUUCCAAACAAUCUUGAGCAACAAGAAGGACGCAUUGUGGGUGGCCAACAAACGGAUAUAGCCAACCAUCCUUACCAAGUAUCCAUCGGGCUUGAUUCCGCUGUGCUUAUACAUAUCUGUGGCGGUUCGAUUUAUGCGCCGCGUGUUGUUAUUACUGCCGCACAUUGCCUGAAAGGACGUUACGCUUACACGCUACGCGUUGUUACCGGUUUAACCACGCUCGCCGACUCAGCUGAACAGGGUGUAGCGGUGCAGAAGCUAAUCUAUCACAGUGGUUAUGUGAAGAAAACGCAUGCGAAUGAUGUUGGUUUGGUAAUUCUGAAGGAAGCUUUGACAUAUUCAGCCAACGUGCAGCCUAUCGUGCUGGCACGCACGGCGACCGUUGUAGGUGCACACGCUGUCGCCACAGGUUGGGGCAAAAGCGAUGAAAAUGCGCAGAAAAUGUCUGAAGUGCUGCAGGCAGUAGAACUGCAAAUUGUAGAUAGCUUGGAAUGUUGUGUGCAGUAUGCGACGAAGCAAUAUGUUAUCACAGAGGAGAUGUUAUGCGCAGCCGCUGAGGAGGGUGGCAAGGAUACUUGUCAGGGUGAUUCUGGUGGUCCGCUGGUUGUUGAUGGCACGCUGGUGGGCAUCGUUUCAUGGGGCAUUGGCUGUGCUCAACAUUAUCCUGGCGUAUACGCAAGCGUGCCAUAUCAUUUUGAGUGGAUUGAGCAGCAAGCAGCGGUAUACAUGUGA
Messenger RNA from Rhagoletis pomonella (apple maggot), 822 nucleotides. RefSeq names its product trypsin delta-like. Lineage: Eukaryota; Metazoa; Arthropoda; Insecta; Diptera; Tephritidae. Bases 1 to 822 code for a protein of 273 amino acids. The record is from RefSeq and is a predicted model, not a curated record. Gene Ontology annotation, molecular function: serine-type endopeptidase activity. The transcript has a single exon. Gene Ontology annotation, biological process: proteolysis.